CCUAGUGCUCAGGGUUGGGGCUGGAGUCGAAGCCCUGGACGCCAGCACGUCCACCACCGCCUGAGCUUAAGGAGGAGCCGAGGACCGGUAACCGGCGACAGAGGGCCCGGGACAGGACUGGGCAACCACUUGGGCAUCAAACACUGGAGUGGAGCAAAUGCUGUCCAUGGAGCUGGUGGACAAGGCAGGCAGGCGGUGGUGAUGGCACAGUUUGACACAGAGUACCAACGGCUGGAGGCCUCCUACAGUGACUCACCUCCUGGAGAAGAGGACCUGCUAGUGCAUGUCCCUGAGGGCAGCAAGUCACCUUGGCAUCACAUUGAAAACCUUGACCUCUUUUUCUCUCGGGUCUAUAACCUGCACCAGAAGAAUGGCUUUACCUGCAUGCUCAUUGGAGAGAUCUUUGAACUCAUGCAGUUCCUCUUUGUGGUGGCCUUCACCACCUUUCUGGUCAGCUGUGUGGACUAUGACAUCCUCUUUGCUAACAAGAUGGUGAAUCACAGUCUGCACCCCAGUGAUCCUGUCAAAGUCACAUUGCCAGAUGCUUUUCUGCCUGCCCAGGUUUGCAGUGCUAGAAUCCAAGAGAACGGCUCCCUUAUCUCCAUUCUGGUUAUUGCUGGUGUCUUCUGGAUCCACCGACUCAUCAAGUUCAUCUACAAUGUUUGCUGCUACUGGGAAAUUCAUUCCUUCUACCUGCAGGCGCUGCGCAUACCUAUGUCCACACUUCCAUAUUGCACUUGGCAAGAGGUGCAGGCGAGGAUCGUGCAGACACAGAAGGAGCACCAGAUCUGCAUCCACAAGCGGGAGCUGACAGAGCUUGACAUCUACCACCGCAUCUUACGCUUCCAAAACUACAUGGUGGCGCUUGUCAACAAGUCACUCCUGCCACUGCGUUUCCGGCUGCCUGGCCUGGGAGAAGUCGUGUUCUUCACUCGUGGCCUCAAGUACAACUUUGAGCUCAUUCUAUUUUGGGGGCCUGGCUCCCUGUUUCUUAAUGAAUGGAGCCUUAAGGCUGAGUACAAGCGAGGUGGUCAGCGUCUGGAGCUGGCCCAGCGGCUCAGCACCCGCAUCCUCUGGAUUGGCAUUGCCAACUUCCUGCUCUGCCCCCUCAUCCUGAUCUGGCAGAUUCUCUAUGCCUUCUUCAGCUACACAGAAGUGCUGAAACGGGAGCCGGGAGCCCUGGGUGCCCGCUGCUGGUCCCUCUAUGGUCGGUGCUACCUUCGUCACUUCAAUGAGCUGGAGCACGAGCUGCAGUCACGCCUCAGUAGGGGCUACAAGCCAGCUUCCAAGUACAUGAACUGCUUUCUUUCUCCACUUCUCACGCUGCUGGCCAAGAAUGGCGCUUUCUUUGCUGGUUCCAUCCUGGCGGUGCUCAUCGCCCUCACCAUCUACGAUGAAGACGUGCUGGCUGUAGAGCAUGUGCUCACAACUGUCACGCUCCUAGGAGUUGCUGUCACUGUCUGCAGAUCGUUCAUACCCGAUCAGCACAUGGUGUUCUGCCCAGAGCAGCUGCUUCGAGUGAUCUUGGCUCACAUCCACUACAUGCCUGAUCACUGGCAGGGCAAUGCCCACCGCUCGCAGACCCGUGAUGAGUUUGCACAGCUUUUUCAGUAUAAGGCAGUAUUCAUUGUAGAGGAGCUGCUGAGUCCCAUCGUCACUCCCCUCAUCUUAAUCUUCUGCUUGCGCCCACGUGCCCUGGAAAUAAUCGACUUCUUCCGAAACUUCACUGUGGAAGUUGUCGGAGUUGGGGACACCUGCUCUUUUGCUCAGAUGGAUGUUCGACAGCAUGGUCAUCCUCAGUGGAUGUCUGGGGGCCAGACAGAGGCCUCAGUUUACCAGCAAGCAGAGGAUGGGAAGACAGAGCUGUCGCUUAUGCACUUUGCCAUCACUAAUCCUGGCUGGCAGCCACCUCGUGAGAGCACAGCCUUCUUGGGUUUCCUCAAGGAACAGGUUCAGAGAGAUGGAGCUGCAGCUGGAGUCCCUCCAGGGGGACCCCUUCCUGAAAAUGCCCUCUUCACUUCUAUCCAGUCCUUACAGUCUGAGUCAGAGCCACUAAGCCUGAUUGCCAAUGUGGUGGCAGGUUCAUCAUGCCGAGGCCCACCACUGCCCCGGGAGCUGCAGGGUUCCAGGCAUCGGGCUGAAGUUGCCUCUGCCCUUCGUUCUUUCUCUCCAGUGCAACCUAGCCAGGCCCCUACAGCCCGAGCACCUGGUACUCUGAGUGGCUCAGGGGUGGAUGCCCGGACAGCCAGUUCUGGAAGCAGCGUGUGGGAGGGGCAGCUGCAAAGCCUCGUACUAUCUGAGUAUGCUUCCACAGAGAUGAGCCUUCAUGCCCUCUACAUGCACCAGCUGCACAAACAGCAAGCCCAGGCAGAACCAGAGCGGCAUGUAUGGCACCGACGAGAGAGUGAUGAAAGUGGGGAAAGUGCCCCUGAAGAGGGGACAGAGGGCUCCCGGGCACUUCCCACGCUCCCUCGCUCUGCCAGCUACCCUUGUGCUGCCUCUCGGCCUGGAGCCCCAGAGACCACUGCCCUGCAAGGGGCCUUCCAACGACGCUAUGGGGGGAUCACAGAUUCUGGCACUGUGCCCCGGGCUCCCUCUCAUUUCUCCCGCCUCCCCCUUGGGGGAUGGGCAGAAGAUGGGCAGUCAGCAGCAAGGCACCCUGAGCCUGUGCCGGAGGAGGGCUCUGAGGAUGAGCUGCCACCCCAGGUACACAAGGUGUAGCCAAGGCUGAGGAAGGCCCAGGGCCUCAUUGAACAGAAGCUGUCCUUGCCUACCACAUGGCUGAGAUCAGCUGAAUGGGAGGACUGCCUGGCUCUGUGCUGUUUGUCUGAGCAGGGCCAAGGGAGGUGCCAACUCUAGUUCCAGCGAGUGGAAGGCUGGCCCUGGCAGCUGGAGGGCCUGGGGACACUGGACACUGGCUUUGUCCCCACCACUGGGCCCUGACUGCUGGCCCCACACCCCCAUCCUCUCCAAGUGUGGUGCUAGGAACCAGCCCCAAGUCCCGGCCACAGCACUGCCACCUCUCCCCUGCUGCUACCUGCCCUGCCAAGGCUUCCUUCCCUGACCUGCCCAGACCAUGCCAACUGGGGUGCCCGUGCCAACCGUGAGGAGGCUGUGCCUAGGCCCUCCCCUUCUUCAUUUCGGUCAGAGGAGGGGAGCUGAGUGAUCGAGGAAUCUUCCUGCCCUCUCUCCUGGCCCUGCCUGCUCCCCUGCUCCCCCGGGCUUGUGUGUUUGCCCCUGCUGGGGCUUGGCUUUUGCUUUGCACAGCUCCCUCUGGCCAAGACCGGCCCUCGAGAAGCUGGGGGAGGGCUCUGUUUUGUUUUGGGUUUUUUUUUUUUUUAAUUGCAGGAGCAGGACUUUGGAGCUCCUGACUUCCUAGGGUUUGGCCCUCCGUCCUUCAUAGAUGGGCCCCUCGGAGUCUACCGUAGGUCCUUCCAUUCUAAGCCCUGCUGCUACUGGUCGCCCCCUGCCCAGCUCCACGCAAUCUACUGCUUGGGAAGUGGGGCAGGCUCUGCUCCAGGAUUCUGACUACUCACCAGGACUACAAUUCCCAGCGUGCAGCGCGCAGGGGUGGGGUCGCUGCUCCCCUCCGGCCCCUCGCUGGCGCGUUGCAUGCUGGGAGUCAAAGUGUCGCUACGCCAGGCACCUGUAACCACCGACCGAUUUGUCAUGGUGACUUUUGGGUUCGGCGUGGCGGAGCUCGCCCUGUAGGGCCGUGUACAGGUGGACGGCGUUGAAUAAAAGAGGGACUUUGAUUCGGU
Vombatus ursinus (common wombat) is the source of this 3761-nucleotide messenger RNA. RefSeq names its product autophagy related 9A (gene ATG9A). Lineage: Eukaryota; Metazoa; Chordata; Mammalia; Diprotodontia; Vombatidae. The coding region runs from base 202 to 2721 and encodes 839 amino acids. Gene Ontology annotation, biological process: autophagy of mitochondrion; protein localization to phagophore assembly site. The record is from RefSeq and is a predicted model, not a curated record. The transcript has 16 exons. Gene Ontology annotation, cellular component: phagophore assembly site; autophagosome.